This is a messenger RNA of Osmerus eperlanus (European smelt), 1910 nucleotides long. It is a transcript of the gene rnf152, whose product is annotated as ring finger protein 152. The coding region runs from base 235 to 1233 and encodes 332 amino acids. Gene Ontology annotation, biological process: protein ubiquitination. The transcript has 2 exons. Gene Ontology annotation, molecular function: metal ion binding; ubiquitin protein ligase activity. NCBI's taxonomy places the organism in Eukaryota, Metazoa, Chordata, Actinopteri, Osmeriformes, Osmeridae. The record is from RefSeq and is a predicted model, not a curated record.
GGUGAUAAAGCAGUCAACGCAGGCGCGUUGAACUUUAGAAGUCUGCAACUGCAUGAGACGGCAAAGAACAGUGGUAUUUACAGUCCUUAAUGAGCAGAGCAUGGCAGGGGGAUCUCAUCAUCUGUGAGUGUAAGAGUGCAGUUCCUAGGCUUGUCAUAUAGGAUUACCCUAUCAUCAAGUUGCUGACUUUCAGGCUUUAGGGAGCCCUUGAUGGAAUCUAACUGAUGGGUUUGAAUGUCAAAGGUGUCAAAACCUGAGAACAAUAGGAGUGUAUGUUCAUUGGAAGUACAAGUUCAGCCGUGCAGACCUCAGCAAAACAGGCCGGCAGCCAUAAUGGAGGCGGCUUCCCCAGAUUGCGUGUUGGAGUGUGGAAUCUGUCUUAACAUCUACAGCUCCUGGAGGAGAGCCAAGCUGCUGGAGUGUAGCCACUCCUGCUGUUCCUUCUGCCUCAGACAAAUGACCAUGGCUCGCAGCCAGAUCCAGCUGGGAGCCAAUCAGAUCAACCAAAACGAGAUGAGAGGCAAUCAGAGUGAGACGACAACUGACCAGAUCCAGCUGGGAGCCAAUCAGAUCAACCAAAACGAGAUGAGAGGCAAUCAGAGUGAGACGACAACUGACCAGAACGAGAUGGGAGCCAAUCGUACUCUGUUGAUGACAGAGCAGAAUGAGAUGGGAACCAAUUUGAGAGAGAUCACGGAAUUGAGUAUUGUUCAGAGCAGCUUAGGGAGAAACGAGCAAACUGUCAAGACGACGAGCUGUGUGAUUCGCUGCCCCUGGUGCCGCCACCACACCCCACUUCCUGCCAGCCUCUCCAUCUCACAUCUCCCUGACGACCCAGACAAAAUGGCUGCUGUCGCCACGGUGGCAUCCCAGAGAGCAGCGUUUACGUCUGUUUUCAUAAACAUGCUACCAAGCACCACCUGCUACCUGUUCCCCCCACCUGGGGGGAGGAGCAGGGCCAGGGAGGGACAGGAAGUCCCCACGCCAGGAACGAUGUUACCUAAGGGACGGAUAGGGGGCAGUGUGUUCUGGGAGAGGGGGCUGAGGGUGGGAGAGACCUGGGGGGAGAGUGAGAGGGGUUUGCUUGAGGAAGAGGAGGCUAGUAUGAGCACAUCGAGGACCAAAGUGUGCGCAGUAGUAGUGGUGGGGGUUGCCCUGUUUGUCUUUGUGUGUUUCUUUCUGACGAUGGUGAAUUGCAACUCUACGCGCUUUCGUAUGAUAUCCUGCAACUGAAUGAGACUGGAGGAGCAUUCUUAUUCUUAUUUUUAUAUAUAUUUUAUUUUAUAUAUAAAUUGUUUUAUUCUUAGAUUGUUUAGUUCUUAGGAAUAGUUAAACUUCUGUACCUUUACUUAAUUUAAGAUUCGUAUAUGUUUAGUAUUUGCACCUCCUUGCCACAGUAAAUUCCGUGUUUGUAUAACAUACAUGGCGAAUAAACCGAAUUCUGCGCAGGGAUUGUGUAAAUGUUCAUCCAAUUGAAAUUGCUUCAUAUAUUAAAAUUAAAUCAACAUUACCUUAAGUUUAACCAUUUUUGUGUGUUCACCUUUCUACUCUCACCCUAAAUAAACUCAGUACACAUUCAGAGAAAUCUUCACUCUUCCCUUUUCCUCGGUUUCAUUUACUGCAAAGCAAUCAAAGCUCAUAAAAAGCAGCAUGAGUUAUUAACCACCAAGUGGUGCUAUUGAACUGUUGUAUGUAGUGGAAACAGCCAUGACCAUCAAUAUACAAAAAACUUAAUGUUUUACUAACCAUUACAUUGAAAUUACAUGAACUGCAAAGCACGCUUUGGAUUAACAUCAUUUAUUAAUUAUAUUAUUCAGUAAAUGUACAAUAGUGGAAACAGCCAUGACCAUCAAUAUACAAAAAACUUAAUGUUUUACUAACCAUUACAUUGAAAUUACAUGAACUGCAAA